Molecule: messenger RNA, 3229 nt
Organism: Syngnathus acus (greater pipefish)
Lineage: Eukaryota; Metazoa; Chordata; Actinopteri; Syngnathiformes; Syngnathidae
Gene: ark2n
Product: chromosome 12 C18orf25 homolog
Exons: 3
Coding region: 295-1527 (410 amino acids)
Biological process (GO): ubiquitin-dependent protein catabolic process
Molecular function (GO): ubiquitin protein ligase activity
Source: RefSeq, a predicted model, not a curated record
AGGCCGACGCAGACAUUUUAAAAUAAACAUUUAGCUAACGGCUAAAUGCUAUACCAUCAGAGCGCUCGCGAAGGGGCGAGCGCACUGCGCCAUAAAUUAAAUUCAUAUACGCCUAGGUUUGUCAUUUUGUUACAAUUUAAUGAACGGCGCUUCGUGGAUCAUAGAAGAAAGAUAAGCACGAAGAUGUCGAAGACUCUAACGCCGGGAAAGGGAGCUCGUUAACACCGUGGUGAGUGCCUGUUAAGGCACCUUGGUCCACAUUUGUUGGACCAUAGGGCAUUUCACUGAACUAGCAUGAAGAUGGCUGAUUUGGAGAAGACAGAAGAAUUUGUUGAUGCAGAGUGUCCCUCCGAGCGCCUCGACGAAGCACAAUCAACCACCACGUCAGUCCAGGAUGAACAUCUCAAAACCGAGACUACCACAAGUACCAGCUCCCCCCCAAGGGAAAAGGAGGAUGAUAGCCCCUUGCACACAGAGGGUGAGCAGAGUCUCCUCUCCAUGCCCUGUUUGAUGAAGGAGCUUCGCAGAGACUCCCCCGAGUCGCAGCAGGCCUCCACGGGGAGCGAGAAACCGGCCUCCCGUCUCAUCUACGAGAGCGACUCCUCCAACCCGUGCAUGCUAUCCCCCUCGUCCAGCGGCCACUUGGCAGACUCUGACACGCUCUCCUCGGGGGGUGAAGGCGCCAGAGAGGAGACGGAAACUAAAAUGGAAGCAGACGUCGACAAGGAUGCCGACCGGCAACCCAGCGGGAGGAAAUCCCGGCGAUCGCGUUCGGAGAGCGAGGCGCCGCCCAACGCGAUGGCGGCAAAAAAGAACCGCUGUCAGCCAGCGGGAGCAGGCGGGCCGGAGAAGCAGAUCAACGGCAAGCAGGCCAAGGUGAAAGGCCACCGCAGCCAGAAACACAAGGAGCGGAUGCGCCUGCUGCGGCAGAAGCGCGAGGCGGCGGCGCGGAAGAAAUACAACCUGCUGCAGGACAGCAGUACCAGCGACAGCGAGCUCACGUGCGACUCCAGCACCAGCUCCUCGGACGACGACGAUGACGACACCUCGGGAGGCAGCAAGACAAUCAAGACGGAUAUUCCAGCUGGCUUCAGACGUGCGUCGGAGAGAUCCAGAGUGGGCUCCCACAUUCACGGGCUGCUGGACAGCGGCUCGUGGGACAGGAACGGCAUCAGCAGCGUGUUGGAGGAGGCCAUGACACGCUUCGCCGUCAUGCAGCGCCAGACCGAAGAGCGCUUCCGCGUCUGGAUGGAAAAGCUCGCGCACCUCGACUCGGACGACUCGUCCAAGCGCUCGAGCGACGCCCCCGAAGGCGGGCAACAGCAGCAGCCGCCUCCCCAAGGAGCGCGCCCUUCGCCCGCUAGUUCCUUUUUGCCGUCGUCCGAGUCCGCCGAGACGAUGGCCGCCUACGUGUUGGCGCGGGCGAGCAACAACGCCGCCGCUUCCGGAAACAACAACAUCCUACCUGAAGCGGUCACUCAGAACGGAAACCUUGCCGUUCCGGAUCCUGGACUCUUGAAUGUUUAGACGCCACUUCGAACUGUGAUUUCACGAAAUUAUUAUCACGCCAGGACUAGACGCCCGGAUGCUGGCAUUGAAUCACUGUGAGACUUGGGAAUAUUUGCAAACCUGCAUGGGACAUCCCGCCGUAGACUGCCGAGUCAGGGCUACUGUUGUCUUUGGAUGUUUUCUUUUCUUUCUUUCUUUUUUUUUUCUUUCAUCCCCCCCCCCCCCCCCCUCCCUCUUUUUUCCUCUAACUGUACUCUCACACUCGAUCGUGUCAUUCUUCCGAAAACUCAGCCGCCACAGACUGAUGCGCACGGACAGGGAGGAGCGGCAGCGGAGUAGCAUGGUGCCUUGUCAUUCAGCAGCUCGUCGUGUUCCUUUCCCCACUUCAAGUAACGUUUACACUCUGCAUGUAUACAUCCCGUGACGGCCUUCAUCGGAGUGGCAGAGCUUUACUUCACAGUACAUGCAGGAUGUUUUGCCUUCUAAACAAUACUUUUGCAUCGUUGGACUAGAAGUGUUUACAUUUUUUUUUUUGGGGGGGGUCACAGUCGCCGCUACCGCUGCGCUUUGUGCAGUGACUAGAAUUCGGGGAGAGAGAGAAAUGACGCUGUUUAUUUUUAGAAGCUUACACAUAUUGAUUAUAUUGUGUAUAUAGACUGUAUUAGCUCUCUUCUUAGCUGCAGUGUCGAAAGCCUGACUUUUCAAAAUAAUAUUUUGAUUUACGCUGCUUCUUUUGUUGCCGAAAGGGACACAAUGCUAGUGAAGUAAAAGUGACCGUUUACUUGUGACUGAAACAGGGUGUAUAGAAGGGCCACACUCGAAAAAAUUAUUUACAAAAAAAAAAUAGCAAUACGUGGAUGAAGUUGUGAUAUUGGUAGUAUCAGUAUAGCGUUUAUUCUUCGUUCUCAUAGUAUGUUUUUUUUCCCCCCCCCCCCCUCCCUCUCAGCAUGGCCCUAAUGGUCCCUGAUACGUACCAGCAACAGGCCAAAGCAUGACAAUGUUUACCAACCUCUAAAUCUAAUCUGGGCGAUCAUUUGAUCACUGACACUCGUGACUUAGUGCGACAGUUCAAAGCAACCUUUAGCCAUUAAUGAAGGAAACGUAUUUAUAGCUCGGAUGUGUUUUCUGUGGACUUAACGUACCCCCUUCCGCCCCAAGACUGUGUGACAUGUUUUGCAUGAAAGUUCUAUUUAGUAUGUAGAAUGUGAAAUGCAGAGUUGCCACCAGGAAGCAUGCCAGCGUGCUAGCUUUAGCAUCGCCUCCGCCGCUAACCUCGGUUGAGUGACGCCUCAGCAUUGCACUUUUUUUUUUUUCUUUUUUUUUUUUUUCCUCUUCUUAGAACGUUUGUUGUCUCUCGCUGGAGCAUUUGAAAAAUCACUAAGGACAUUUUGUUGUCGGCUGUCAGCCAAGCAGCAGGGCGUCUUCGUUUAGCCGCGUCCAAUUUCCAGGGUAGAACAAAUAUUCUCGACUUGUUUUGUUUGGCCUUUAUUACCCAGCUGCCAUUUUGGUUUUCAUCUGAAAAAGGUUAUUUGGAUGUGUUUUGUAUCUAUUAUAUUCCAGUGUAGUUUUUAUGUGAGUGGCUGCUAUUUCAACAGAAAUAAAUACAAACAAAUCACACACAAACAAAGGCUUCUGUCAAAGGUGGAUUAUUUCAUGCAAACACUUCAAUUCUGAAUUUUUGUCAAGGGAAAAAUUGCCGCCACAAAGAGCCAGCGUUUAU